Messenger RNA from Hippoglossus stenolepis (Pacific halibut), 3754 nucleotides. RefSeq names its product protein O-linked mannose N-acetylglucosaminyltransferase 1 (beta 1,2-) (gene pomgnt1). NCBI's taxonomy places the organism in Eukaryota, Metazoa, Chordata, Actinopteri, Pleuronectiformes, Pleuronectidae. Gene Ontology annotation, biological process: protein O-linked glycosylation via N-acetylgalactosamine. Gene Ontology annotation, cellular component: Golgi membrane. The transcript has 21 exons. The record is from RefSeq and is a predicted model, not a curated record. Gene Ontology annotation, molecular function: beta-1,3-galactosyl-O-glycosyl-glycoprotein beta-1,3-N-acetylglucosaminyltransferase activity. The coding region runs from base 402 to 2363 and encodes 653 amino acids.
CGUGUUAUUGUCUGCGACAGAACAGCCGUGAGUCGUCGCACAGAGGUGUAGCAUGUAGCAUGUAGCAGCGGGUUGACAGCAGCUCUACCGGGUUUCUCUCUGAGCUGUGACAUUUAACGGCUCGUGUCCGGAUCAUUGAGAACUCGUGACAACCGGAAACGGAAGUGCAAGUCGCUCCGAGUCUCCCAGACACCGGCAGUUAGCUCUCGUUAGCUAAACCCGGUCGUUAGCUCCCGCUGCUGCCGCUGCGGUGGACGGGCUGUUUGUGGGUCUUCAGCCGGCGAUGUGACGGUCCCCCCCCCUCCGUGUCCCCCCGUGUCCCCGGAGCUGUGCAUGUCCCGGCCUCCUCCCGCAGGUGGAGGAGGGCAGGCGGAGGGUCCGCUGAGCUCAGUGUCGGGAGGAUGGAGACCUGGACCCCCAACCCGCGAGCCAAGCCCUUCGUCCCGCGGCAACAGAGGAGCCUGUACCUCACCUGGAAAUACAAACUGACCAACAAGAGGACGAUCCGGCGCUUCUGCCAGGCCGCCGCUGUGCUGUUUCUGCUCAUCACCGUCAUCGUCAACAUUAAACUGAUCCUGGACACGAGACGAGUCGCGAGCGAAGAUGCAGCUGCUCAAGAAUAUGAGGACGCUGUACCCAACAUGGAGACGCCACGCCGACCGGCGAGCGGACGCAAGAUCCUGGACAUCGAGGUGUACUCCAGCCGCUCCAAGGUCUACGUGGCGGUGGAUGGAACCACGGUUCUGGAGGACGACAUGCGGGAACAAGGCAGAGGAAUCCACGUGAUCGUUCUCAACCAGGCAACUGGUCACGUCAUGGCCAAGAGGAUAUUUGACACCUACUCGCCUCACGAGGAUGAAGCCAUGAUCCUCUUCCUCAACAUGGUGACCCGAGGCCGAGUUCUCAUCUUCACUAUAAAGGACGAGGGCACGUUCCACCUGAAGGAAGCUGCUAAGAACCUGCUGAAGAGUCUCGGCAGUCAGGCGGCGCUCAUCCUCAGCUGGAGGGACAUGUGGACGCUGGUGGUGAAGAAAGGAGGUCAAGUUUACGGAGAGAAGCACUCCAAGUCCCCGGCUCUGUCCACCUGGGGAGACCCGGUGCUGCUGAAGACCGAGGUGCAGCUCACAGCCUCUGAAGAGGCAGAGUGUCAUUGGGCCGGCACUGAGCUGAACAGGAGGAGGAAGCUCUUCUGCAGCAAAGUGGAAGGAUACGGCAGCAUCUGCAGCUGCAAGGACCCGGCACCCAUUGAGUUCAACCCCGACCCUUUCCCCAACAGCAACGUCUUGAGUGUCCCUGUGGCCGUGAUCGCAGGGAACAGACCCAACUAUCUCUACCGAAUGCUGAGGUCACUUCUCUCAGCUCACGGUGUCAACCCACAGAUGAUCACCGUCUUCAUCGAUGGAUAUUAUGAGGAGCCCAUGGAUGUUGUCGAGCUGUUUGGACUGAAAGGAGUUCAACACACACCCAUCAGCAUCAAGAACGCCAGAGUAUCACAGCACUACAAGGCCAGUCUGACUGCAACCUUCAACCUUCACCCAGAGGCGAAUUACGCCAUUGUUCUGGAAGAAGACCUGGACGUCUCCAUCGACUUCUUCAGUUUUCUGAGUCAGACCGUCCACCUGCUGGAUGAGGACGACAGUCUGUACUGCAUCUCCGCCUGGAACGACCAGGGCUACGAACACACAGCGGAGGACCCGGCUCUGCUCUACAGAGUGGAGAGCAUGCCCGGCCUCGGCUGGGUGCUGAAGAAAAGCCUCUACAAGGAUGAACUGGAGCCAAAAUGGCCGACACCUGAGAAGCUGUGGGACUGGGAUAUGUGGAUGCGGAUGCCGGAGCAGAGGAAAGGCCGAGAGUGCAUCAUCCCUGACGUGUCCCGCUCCUACCACUUCGGCAUCAUCGGCCUCAACAUGAACGGAUACUUCCACGAGGUUUAUUUUAAGAAACACAAGUUCAACACUGUUCCCAACGUGCAGCUGAAGAACAUUGACGGCUUAAAGAAAGAUGCGUAUGAAGUGGAAAUCCUGAAUCUGUUGAAGGAGGCGGAGGUGCUGGACCACACUAAGAACCCGUGCGAGGACUCGUUCCUUCCGGACUCUGAGGGGAAGGUCUACGUCAUGUUCAUUAAGAUGGAGUCGGAGACGGACACGUCCACGUGGACCGAACUAGCCAAGUGCCUCCAUGUUUGGGACCUGGAUGUACGAGGAAACCACAGAGGCAUGUGGCGGCUCUUCAGGAAAAGGAAUCAUGUCCUGGUGGUGGCCGUGCCGAUCUCUCCAUACUCUGUGAAGAAACCAGCCAGUGUCACCCCCAUUCACUUAGAGCCUCCGCCCAAAGAAGAGGGAGCACCGGUGGAGCAGAUGUAGACACACAAACACACACUAACACACACAACACACACUCCAGCCUGGGCCUUAACACUUCUUCUUCUUCUCUCCACUGAACCACCUGCGAGCCACAACUACAGAAACUGACUUUCUCUCAGUGUUGAACUUCUGCACAAGAGGACACUGGGAAAUGGAGUCCUAUAUUUUCAACUUUUUUCUUUCUUUUUUUUAAACAAAGAGGGAUUAACACUACAAACUGCACAACCCGUGCUCCAUGGCUCAAGGGGGAGCGUCAACACUGAACCAGUCUUCGUGAAACUUGACUUUACAACCAAAAUAUGACUGUUUUUCUCUGUUUCCGUGACAACAAGGUUGUACGGCGCAGGGUUUGAUUUUAGUUCAAGAAUUUGUAACUUUAUAAAACGAACGGUACAAAUGAGACAAACCCACUCACGAGUUUCUCAGUUUGUGUUUGUCCAUCUUGUACAUGUGUUAUAACUUAUCUCUAUUUAUUUUACGUCAGUCCGAACAACUUCAGUGGUUUAUUUGCCUUUUUUAAAAAGAAAAUCCACUUUUAUCGAGAUCAGUGAGUUUUUUAAGAGCCUAACGUUUACAGAUGAUGAAAUAAUAAUAAUGUACAUACCUGCCUAUAUAUAUAUUUUUGGAUGAAAUAUUCAAAGGAUCAACAUAUUUUUCAGCAUUAGAUUUUGCGUUUGAGUGAAAGAUAACAGCCCUGUGGGUUUGUGUGAUAGUUGAAGGUCAGUUUGCCUCGGAUCAAACUUUGUGAGGAAACUCGGAGACGUGAGGAAACAUUAACACAGCAGAAAGAGAAAUGCUCCGAUUAAUGAUGUGUUAUCACAAAACUGAUUUAUUCAGUUUUAAACAGCCGUCAACAAAAUGCUUCAUGUGAGGAGUUUCCAAUUUAAAGUCAACCUGCUUUACGAAGACAUUAUAGUGUUGAAACUAUUUUAUUCAUUACGUUUUUACUGCAGCUCCAUCUCAGUACGAUGUUGUGUAACUACGACGAAAUGAAUGCCUGUGAAUCUUUCUUUUAAUUCUGUUUUUAAUGCAGCUCGAUCAGUAUUAGUAAGAACCGCUGUUUGAUUUUUGAAUUGUCCUGGUCAAUCGUUAACCGCUCAUUCAGUGAGUUGACUUAUUUCAUCAAUAUUCGUGUUCUGGAAGUGAAGAAACGGAAUCGCUGUGUUUUCCUGUUCACUGUCGUGGUUCAUGUGCUUUUCUCUGUUGAGAGGGAAACCAAGUCAUUGUCUCCUCAGUGUCACAGCUCCUUCUGUUUGAUGCAUCAUUUUAAAAUACUGAACACGUGAGCGAGGCUGACGAUCCGUGGACAAACUGUACGUUUAAGAGUUUGACGUGUGUGAGUUUCCUUAACUUUUAUCAUGGAGCUGAAUAAAGUUGUGUUUCUAUUUAAA